GAGAGUGUUUUUGGAGGAAGGCAGAAAAUAAACUAGAGAGCAUAUUCUGAUAUUUUGAGGGGUCAAGUUUAUACACCUCUCUCUUCUUCUUCUCCACGCAAACCUUGAAAGCUUUGCUGUUCCGAAUCACUCUCUCUCUCUGUGUGAGUGUUUCAGUAGGAAUCGAAAAUGCAUUCGAAUCAUCUGCUUCUGGAGGAACCGAUAAGGAUGGCUUCGAUACUGGAGCCGUCGAAGGCGAGUUUUUUCCCUGCAAUGACGAAGAUUGUGGGGACGCUGGGGCCGAAAUCCCGAUCUGCGGAGGUCAUCUCUUCUUGCCUCAAUGCUGGAAUGUCUGUGGCCCGAUUCGAUUUCUCGUGGGGCAACCCGGAGUAUCACCAGGAGACUUUGGACAAUCUCAAGGCGGCUGUUAAGAGUACCAAGAAGCUUUGCGCGGUUAUGUUGGACACUGUAGGUCCCGAAUUGCAGGUUGUAAACAGAGGCGAGAAGAUCAUUGAACUCAAGGGAGAUGGCUUGGUUAUUCUUACCCCUGAUCAGGGACAAGAACCAUCUUCGGAGCUUUUGCCCAUCAAUUUUGAUGGAUUGUCAAAGGCAGUGACAAAGGGAGAUACCGUUUUCAUAGGCCAGUACCUGUUCACUGGAAGUGAAACUACUUCUGCAUGGUUGGAGGUGUCUGAAGUGAAAGGAGAUGAUGUUGUUUGUGUGGUAAAGAAUUCUGCAACAUUGGCCGGUUCUUUGUUCACUUUGCAUAUCUCUCAAGUUCAUAUUGACUUGCCUACUCUCUCUGAUAAAGAUAAGCAGGUUAUCAGUAGUUGGGGACUUAAAAACAAAAUUGAUUUCCUCUCACUGUCAUAUACACGACAUGCAGAAGAUGUUCGCCAAGCCCGCGAGUUCCUUUCUAAGUUGGGUGACCUCAGUCAGACACAAAUUUUCGCUAAGAUUGAAAAUAUGGAGGGAUUAACCCAUUUUGACGAGAUUCUACAAGAAGCUGACGGUAUUAUCCUAUCCCGUGGAAAUUUGGGCAUUGACCUGCCACCUGAGAAGGUGUUUUUAUUUCAAAAGGCUGCCCUUUACAAGUGUAACAUGGCUGGAAAGCCUGCUGUGGUUACUCGUGUUGUGGAUAGUAUGACCGACAACUUGAGGCCAACUCGUGCAGAAGCAACUGAUGUUGCAAAUGCUGUAUUAGACGGAAGCGAUGCAAUUCUUCUCGGUGCUGAGACUCUUCGUGGGUUAUACCCUGUUGAUACCAUCUCUACUGUUGGCAAAAUUUGUGCUGAGGCAGAGAAGGUUUUUAACCAGGACUUGUAUUUCAAGAGGACAGUCAAAUAUGUUGGAGAGCCAAUGACACACUUGGAAUCUAUUGCAUCCUCUGCGGUUCGGGCAGCCAUUAAGGUGAAGGCAUCUGUUAUUAUUUGCUUCACUUCUUCAGGACGGGCUGCAAGAUUGAUUGCUAAGUACCGACCCACAAUGCCAGUUCUUUCAGUCGUCAUCCCCCGGCUCAAGACAAAUCAGCUUAAGUGGAGCUUUACUGGAGCCUUUGAGGCAAGGCAAUCACUCUUAGUCAGGGGUCUUUACCCUAUGCUUGCUGAUCCUCGACACCCUGCCGAGUCCACCAGUUCAACAAACGAAUCAGUUCUAAAGGUUGCUCUUGAUCAUGGAAAGGCAUCAGGAGUUGUAAAGUCGCACGACCGAGUAGUUGUUUGCCAGAAAGUUGGUGAUGCCUCUGUUGUCAAGAUUAUUGAGCUUGAAGAUUAGAAUUCUUCUUACCCUAUAAUUUCCCUUUUUUAACUAUUGGGGCAUGGACCGAUCCCCUGUUACCUGGGAGGUUUAUAUCCCCAGGUUUUGGAGACUUGCUCGUUGAUUCGACUUCUAUGAAGGGUUAUACACUGAGGCAAUUAUAGUCUUUUAUUAAAAGUCUAUGAUGUCCAUGACCCCAUUUUGUGUUUACAUAUCAGUCAUUCAAGUCUCCAAUAAAGACGAUGCUUUUUCUGAUCU
This is a messenger RNA of Rosa chinensis, 1992 nucleotides long. Its product is annotated as pyruvate kinase 1, cytosolic. Gene Ontology annotation, biological process: glycolytic process. The record is from RefSeq and is a predicted model, not a curated record. The transcript has 16 exons. Bases 169 to 1752 code for a protein of 527 amino acids. Gene Ontology annotation, cellular component: cytoplasm. NCBI's taxonomy places the organism in Eukaryota, Viridiplantae, Streptophyta, Magnoliopsida, Rosales, Rosaceae. Gene Ontology annotation, molecular function: pyruvate kinase activity; potassium ion binding; magnesium ion binding.